Messenger RNA from Branchiostoma floridae (Florida lancelet), 2347 nucleotides. RefSeq lists its product as uncharacterized. Lineage: Eukaryota; Metazoa; Chordata; Leptocardii; Amphioxiformes; Branchiostomatidae. The record is from RefSeq and is a predicted model, not a curated record. The coding region runs from base 1007 to 2284 and encodes 425 amino acids. The transcript has 4 exons.
GUGAUAUCAUUCAUGUUUGUGUGUACAUUCCUUCAUAUUGACUUUCCAAAGACUCGGAGGAACACAUGGACAUGCUUGAAUAUUAUUCCUUCAAAGGAUUGGUUUAUAUGGGUCAAGCGUCGGCCCGUAACUACCAACAUUCUUCACGCCAUGGAACCUUUAACAUUCACAAGCGUGUCCGCCUGUAGCUUAGUGGUAUUAACUGAACUGUUUCCUGUCAGCCAAGCAGGUCGUUGGACAUCAUUGUACCACCUGUAUCAGUUGUCAGUCAUCCAGUUUUAGGGGAGGAGUCUUGUAAGCCUGAUACUCACAACUCUUUUGACGUGGUUGAGAUAACUUCACAAAACUAUUACAGAUUAGUGGUACCAACUGAACUGUUUCUUGUCAGUCAAGCAGGUCGUUAGACAUCUUUGUACCACCUGUAACAGCUGUCAGUCAUGCAAUGUUAGGGGAGGAGUCUUGUAAGUCAGAUACGUACGUGGUUAAGACUUCCCAAAAUUCCUACAGCUUAGUUGUACCAACUGAACUGUUGUCAGUCAAGCAGGUCGUUGGACAUCUUUGCACUACCUGUAUCAGCUGUCAAUCACCGGCCCGACGUUAGGGGAGGAGUCUUGUAAGCGUGAUACGUUUUGGAUGUGGUUAAGACAACAGUCUUUCAAAGGUAAUUAGGACGACAACUUGAGACAGGGAUAGACCACGCUGUACAGAAUUACUACUUCAGAUUUGCGACUCGAGAGGCGUUAAGAGUCCUAAGACGUUUUCCCAUGAAAGAACCUGGAGUUGCGCGACAGGUGAUAUGGUUCAUGCCGUGUAACGGUACUACAGGAGCAGUGUACCGUGCCGGAGAGAGGUCUAUGCAACAAAACUGGUGCCUCGAGGCUAGCAGGAUGUUCUACAACCCGUAUAAGAAAAUGUCGUGUUAUACGUACAUGUACAGUCUAGCGAUGAUGAUGAUGUGAUAACUACAACGACAAACGGAUGGAAUUCAGUGGGGUAGGGAUUCAAAAUGUGCAAUCAGUUCGAAAAAGCCCCUCCCAACAUGGCGGAUACAACUUGUGUGCGGGUUCUCUUAGACUCCGAGCCGUCCCAAGACGUACUGUGCUUCUGUUCGGACCUCCGAGCUCGCAGUGACGCACAUGUCGUACAGGGGUGGGCUCUAGUCCCGCACUCCAGGAGAAAACAACCACAGACAUCGGCAGGUAAACUCACGAAGUACAAGCAACCAAAUAAUUUGUUAAGCAGAAGAAAAGGCAGUGCGACUCCAGAAAAGUACGUCUUUCAACAUUUCGAUGACGUCGGAUCAUACAUGAGGGAUUACCGACAGAAGUACACGUGUCUGGGGGAACAGGAGCUGAUGGAGAGUCCUGUCAUGUCUGAGGAUGGAGACUCAGUAGGUGACUCGGCGUCAACUAUAACAAGGACACCAAGAGAAAUGACGGAGACUCCCGAUCCCGACUUGGAUCCGUCGGUUCCUAUGCCAACAAACAGACAACGAUACAGUAGCCCGUCCAGCGAGGAGGGCGCCGUCUCCAUGACAACGAAUAGUACGUCCGCUAAAGCCCACUCCGUCUCCGGUGCCAGCACCAGUGAGAACACCCUACAAGUUCCCGCCACAACCGGCCUGUCCAAGAUAACCGUACAGACGAACAGACUGCCGGAUCAGCAGAGAGCAGGACCGAGACGUGGUCCUAGUAGGUCAAAACUCAUCGCCAAACCACCCACCGAGAAAACCACUGGUUCAGAAGAUAUCCGAAGACCCAGUUCUGCGGAGGCCGUCUUCCUGUCCCCUGUUGGGGGUUACCUCUCGGCCUCUCCGGCGUUCGGCGCUUUCCGCAAGUACCACCGCAAACAGAACUAUCAACAGGUGGGAAAAGAAAAGCGCCGCCUAGCGGAGAUGUAUGGUAUUGCCAAUCUUAGUUCUCCAGAGGCGCAACAGCUGGAAACUCAGCAGCAGGGACCUUGUGCAUCCCCACGCCUUCUUGUCACAUGUAGAAACGCGCCUGUGGUUAAAAACGGGGCACUAGUUGUGGAGAAGGGAAGCAGUAACCUAUCUACCCCCAAAAUGCCCCCAUGGCCUGUCAGACCAAAGUCUCAGACAUUGAAGCCUGGAUCCAACAGAGCACUGGACGGUUAUGUGGUAUGGGAUGCUAGUGAGGGGAAAUGGACAAUAAACACCACUUAUGUCGCAGCCUUAAUGGCAUAUAACCAAGCCACGCCGGAUGUUGCAAAGAUGCUGAGACAGUACAUGAGUGGAUCUGCCAAAAAAGGACCUGCGACUCUAUGACAAGAUUUCUUUACUACACAAAUCAGUGCUUUAAAAAAAGUGCUAUCAAAAACAAUAAGAAUC